GUCCGGAAGCGAGGGGGCGGGACUCGCGCCUGCGGCUGACGUCACGGCGUGCGGCGCUGCGUGACGGCGGCGCCGCGCGGGCGGGAGCGGGCGGUGGGGCAAGAUGGCGGCGGGGCCCAUCUCCGAGCGGAACCAGGAUGCGACGGUGUACGUCGGGGGGUUGGACGAGAAGGUCAGCGAGCCGCUGCUGUGGGAGCUCUUUCUCCAAGCCGGACCGGUGGUCAACACCCACAUGCCCAAGGAUCGAGUCACAGGCCAGCACCAAGGCUACGGGUUUGUGGAGUUCCUCAGCGAGGAGGACGCGGAUUAUGCCAUUAAGAUCAUGAACAUGAUCAAGUUGUACGGGAAGCCGAUCCGAGUCAACAAAGCCUCGGCCCACAACAAAAACCUGGACGUGGGGGCCAACAUCUUCAUAGGCAACCUGGACCCCGAAAUCGAUGAGAAGCUGUUGUACGACACCUUCAGCGCCUUCGGCGUCAUCCUGCAGACCCCCAAGAUCAUGCGAGACCCCGACACGGGCAACUCGAAGGGUUACGCCUUCAUCAACUUUGCCAGCUUUGAUGCCUCGGACGCUGCCAUCGAGGCCAUGAACGGACAAUACCUCUGUAACAGGCCCAUCACUGUUUCCUACGCCUUCAAAAAAGAUUCCAAAGGCGAGCGGCACGGCUCGGCCGCCGAGCGUCUCCUGGCAGCCCAGAACCCGCUCUCGCAGGCGGAUCGGCCCCAUCAGCUUUUCGCCGAUGCUCCUCCUCCUCCGUCUGUCCCGACGCCUGUUGUCACUUCCCUGGGACCUGGCGUCACCCCUCCGGGCCUCCCGCCCCCAGGAUCGUUCCCCCCGCCGGUGCCGCCUCCCGGAGCGAUGCCUCCCGGCAUGCCUCCUGCCAUGCCACCCCCACCCAUGCCGCCCGGCGCGGGUGCCCCCGGACCCCCCUCCGGGGCUGCACCCAGUGGGGGACACCCACCUCACCCGCACCCCUUCCCUCCGGGUGGGAUGCACCAUCCAGGAAUGCCUCCCAUGCAAGUGCAUCACGGACCGCCCGGGAUGGGCCAGCAUCACCCAGGACCACCGGGCUCCGGAGGCCAGCCUCCCCCACGGCCCCCGCCUGGCAUGCCGCACCCUGGACCCCCACCCAUGGGUAUGCCACCCCGAGGACCUCAUUUCGGGUCGCCCAUGGGUCACCCAGGCCCCAUGCCGCACCACGGGAUGCGCGGCCCGCCUCCGCUGAUGCCUCCUCACGGAUACAACGGUCCCCCUCGCCCCCCGCCGUACGGCUAUCAGAGAGUCCCCCUGCCCCCCCGGCCGGCGCAGAGACCCCCCGGGGUGCCGCCGCGUGGGCCCUUGAGGGGCCCCCUGCCCUAAAUGAGGUAGUGGCAACCCCCCCUCCCUGCUGGGGAUCCUCCUCUCUCUCUCCUCAAACGUUCGUUUCCCCUUGGGCUAACAUUCCCACACCCAAGAGGGGCGGUUGGGUCCAUCCCUCUCGCAGUCCCCCCCUCUCCCCAUCUUUUUCCCCAUUUCUUUUUAUAGUGUUAAUUUUGGUUACUUUUCCCCUCCUCCUCCCGUUUAUCUCGGCCUUGAAGAUUUUUCAAGGUACUUUUUAACAGGGUUGUUUUUUUGUUUUCUAUGUAAAGCAGCGAUCACCCAUUUACAAAUAAAACAUUUUAAGAACCAGGGGUUGUCCCUCUGAGAUCAGGA
Messenger RNA from Grus americana (Whooping crane), 1693 nucleotides. It is a transcript of the gene SF3B4, whose product is annotated as splicing factor 3b subunit 4. Bases 104 to 1360 code for a protein of 418 amino acids. The record is from RefSeq and is a predicted model, not a curated record. Gene Ontology annotation, biological process: positive regulation of mRNA splicing, via spliceosome. NCBI's taxonomy places the organism in Eukaryota, Metazoa, Chordata, Aves, Gruiformes, Gruidae. Gene Ontology annotation, molecular function: RNA binding. Gene Ontology annotation, cellular component: U12-type spliceosomal complex; nucleolus. The transcript has 6 exons.